Messenger RNA from Vollenhovia emeryi, 1090 nucleotides. RefSeq lists its product as uncharacterized. The record is from RefSeq and is a predicted model, not a curated record. Bases 398 to 1075 code for a protein of 225 amino acids. The transcript has a single exon. NCBI's taxonomy places the organism in Eukaryota, Metazoa, Arthropoda, Insecta, Hymenoptera, Formicidae.
CGGAGCCAUAUCGAUCUUCCUCCUGGUUUCCCUUAGCUUUACGUGGGUGGAAAAUAAAUAUCAGCCCCUCUCAUACGGGCGAGAGUAGUCCCAAGUGAAACGCGCGGACAUCUCGAGCGACGUGUGUGUGUCGUCGAUCGAUCGUCCGAGCUGGAUUGUCACUAUGUGAACUAUGUUGAACGCGGUCUGCGCGCCCGGCGAUGACGGACCACGCGUGAGGCUACAUCACUAUGUUACUACAUCCGCGCGCCGUGUCGCCGCCCGUUCUCCACGCGUGACCGAGGUGACGACGAGGACGACGAUGUAGCCGUCCGCGGGACGACGACAACGUGCCACGCACGACGUGCCGGUGGCUGGGAGUGGAAGGUCGCGCACUUGAUGCGAUGUGAGGUUCGUCAUGAACCACCCCGCGACCCGGGACCCGUUUGGCUCCAGGUCGCCGGGAUGCUCCUACCACACGUGGACCCCGCAGGUCGGUCCACCAUGCAGGAACUGCCAGAGGCCGGUCUUGAGCCUGCAGCCUUGCUUGCCGCGACGCCCAGCGCUCUACUCGUAUCCGUCCGUCCGAGAGCCGGAGCGCCGUCACGAGUGCCACCCGGAUUUCCAUCAAGAACGCCACCCGGAUUACCUUCAGGAUCAUUACCAAGAGUAUUACCAGGAGUACCAUCGGUACGAACGUCCUCGACGGCAGCGGUCGUUCGAGGCGCUGUCGCCGCGUCGUCGCGACGUUGACAUCGCCGACGGCCGGCCGGCUUCGAAUCCUUACUACCACACUCAUCCGCCGCCGAGCUCGUCGACCGGUUAUCCCACUUAUCCCCUUAACAGAUCGGCCAGCGUGGUCCGCCUGGGCUCGCCCGGUGGAUCGCUCGGCCAACGCUCUCCGGGAGCGCGCGUCGCGAAGCCGCCCGGUCUUGAACAGUCCCACCGAUGGAUCGGCGAGGAGACCAAGAGAUCCUUACCGUUGCACGUCUACAAAUAUUAUCUCGCGCACACCAAGGAGUACCACCGGCAAAAUAUCAAGGUAAUUAACGCUCGUUCGCGAGGUCAACGAUCGGCCGACGUGGAAGAAGAUUAAUUAACCCGGAUAGUC